CCUUAUUUAGUCGACGUAUAUGAAGACUGAAUGUACUCCUCGAGUGUGGCGAAAUAUAUUUAUUCCUUUUUCUGGAGAAAAUUAUGUAUCUAUCUGUAAAUGUUUUUCCCGUCAUAUUUGCAGCUCGUAACUUAAACGACUUUCAAGGUCGUACACAAUGACAACACUAACACCGCUUGUUUAAAAUAGGAUGUCUUCAAACUAUGUUCUUCCGAAUUCGCAGAAUACAAUUUAUACCCAAAAACAGCUGAAUAGUCAUGUGAUAUAUUUCACUUAUGUAUCAGUGAAGAGAUCAGGCACAGCUUAAUGAAAUGGAGGCAUCUCCAAAAGACAACGAUGACGUUAUUGAUCGUUACGGAUUUUUUGGAGGUGUACAGUUCUGUGAACCAGAUAGCAGCAAACUUUCUGAUGAAUCUUUAAAAAAAAUUCGCCUAAAAGAAAUAAAAUGGCAAACUAUGCUUACUGAGUGGGAUAAGUGGAUGUCAUUUAAAGCGAAUAAAGUAAGAAAUCGAUGUCGAAAGGGUAUUCCACCAGCAAUCCGUCCAAGAGCUUGGCAAUAUCUCUGUGGAAGUUAUCAUUUGUUUAAUCAGGAAUAUGGAAAGUAUCAGAGACUUUUGGAAAUGCCAGGUGAUCCAAAAAUAAUAUCACAAAUCAAACUAGAUAUUGACAGACAAUUAUCUAAUCACGUUAUGUUUGGAUCGGACAAUACCAACGGAAAAGAAUCUUUAUACAAUGUUCUCAAAGCGUAUUCACAAAUGCAUCCUGAAAUCGGUUAUUGUCAAGCUCACGCACCAAUCGCUGCAGCCUUGCUUAUACAUAUCCCAGAAGAACAAGCGUUCUGGACAUUUGUCUGUUUGUGUGACCGAUACAUGGUUGAUUAUUUUAAAUCAGGUCUUGAACGUGUUAAAAUUGAACUCAACAUGUUAUUUGCUUUAGUGAAGAAGUAUCAACCGGAGAUACACAAACAUAUGGUGAAAUGCAAGACAGAACCAUUAUAUUUUGCUGUCGACUGGUUCAUGUGCUUGUACACGCGUAAUCUACCGUGGUCUACAGUUCUUCGUAUAUGGGAUAUGUUUUUCUUUGAAGAUAGUUCACGGUCAAACACACAAUUAUUUGAAGCAUACAUUUUGCUGCAGUGUGAAAGUUAUUUUUCGCAUUGCAUUAACUAUAUUUGAACUUUUACUCGGAGAUUCACAAUCGAGGGAUAGAUUGAAUUCAUUCGAUAAACUAAUGGAAUGUCUGCGUAAAUUGCCACAAAAUAUAGUCAGCGAAGAGGUGUUAAUCAAGCAUUCACUUCGUUAUACAUUCAUUACUAAACAAGAACUUAUAAAACUUUACAAAACACAAUUAAAAUGUAUGGAGUUAUCAACGUCAUAAUAUAAGCUAACCUAUUCAACCUGUAAAUUUGUAAAAUAUACUUUGUGGAUAAUUUUAUUAUACACAUUUUUAUUUAACAAAUGUGGAUCAGAAAGAAGAUACCCUAUGAAUAGAUGAAUAUUUUGCUUACUUUCUUUUGCCAAAUAGUUAUUUAUCUCCCUUUUAAUAAGGCACUGACAGCUACUACAAGGUUAUCUGUUGUUUUAACAAAUCACAGAUAUUUAAAUGUUGUAUAUAUUCAAAAUGUGAUUGGUUAGUUCAACUGCUUUGUUAUUACCAGUAACCAUAGAAACCAAGUCUUUCAAUAAAAAGAAUGCAAAUUCGUUUUCUUCAUGUAAAAAGAAAAUUAGAGCAAACUUUAUUAUUAUUUUUAUACAGUCAGUUUUGUGUGUGUGUGUGUGUGUGUGUAUACGUAUUGUUUUGUUAGAAAAGCCUAUAAAGAAUACAUGAUUUAUUUGGUAAUAACUGAUAAUAUCAGUGACAAGCAUAUUUUUCACUUACAUUCAUGAUGUACAGUGUGAAAUUUGUUCUUAAUUUUACUUAACAAUAAUUAACUUCUUUAUACUUGUAAGAUUUCUGUAAUUCUUACUUAAUUUCACUCUUGUGUAUCCUAAAGCCUGACCAGUUUGUAUAUUCAAUGAUUUAGUCUGUAAAUUCUUAAAUUGGUUUUUUCUCUAUUAUUUAGAUGGUAUGUAUGAGCUAAGUUACAACUGCUGAUUUAAUUUUUUCACUCAAUAAAUGUUUACUCCUCAA
This is a messenger RNA of Trichobilharzia regenti, 2130 nucleotides long. Lineage: Eukaryota; Metazoa; Platyhelminthes; Trematoda; Strigeidida; Schistosomatidae. The record is from the annotation of a GenBank genome assembly.